CUGGGGCGCUGGGGGGGCGGGCUAAGUAUUGGGUCCUGGUCUGGUUGCGGUCGCGGGUUAAUGACGUCACAGACUUUCGCGGGGGAAAUUCGAAAGUGGAUUUUGUACAGUGGAAAAGUGAAGUGAACUCUUUCUCGGGGUUUCCGGAGAGUGGGGCUGGAUAGGCAGCGGGAUUUUAGCGAGAGGCGGCGAAGCUGAUUUGGGGCAAGAGGACGAGAGAAUGUGCUCUGACAGAAGCGGACCGGUAGUAUAAAUAGUUGAAGACGCACUGAUUACUUUCUGGACCAGACUGGUUUAUAAAUUCUGAACAAAUGAUGGAAAGCCAAGAAUUUACCGUACUAUAUACUCAUCAAAAGAUGAAGAAGUCAAAAGUGUGGCAGGAUGGAAUUCUGAAGAUUACUCACUUAGGAAACAAAGCAAUUUUAUAUGAUGACAAAGGAGGCUGUUUGGAUAGUAUAUUUCUUAAGUGCCUUGAGGUGAAGCCUGGAGAUGACUUAGAAAGUGAUCGAUACUUAAUCACUGUUGAGGAGGUUAAAGUUGCUGGAAGCAUCGCUGUUAAACAGGAUGUCACUAAAGAAGCACCAGAGUUAAACUCAAGGAGGUUUAUAUCCUCUGGCCGGUCCCUUGGAUGUCAGCCCGCUGGUUUAAAAAGGAAGUUUACUGGUUUUCAAGGACCACGUCAAGUGCCAAAGAAAAUGGUUAUUACAGAGAACGGUGAAUCAGCUGCAUCACUUGAGGCUAAGAAACCUGGCCCUGCUUUCCUUUCUCCAGUCUACAGCUCACCUUCUUUGUUUUCUACUGUUGGCAAGAGAGAGAUAAAUAAUAUGCCAGCAGACUCGGAGAACACUGUCACUUACAAGAACAGAGAGAGAAAUGGCAUACCUUUUUCUUCAGUUGUCUCUAUUCCAUCCUUCAAGAUUAACCCAGAAAUGCUGUGUGAAGAAAAUUAUUUUUGUUCUCCUAUGAGUUCUGUAAAUAAGCAGUCAGAUUCUUUACUGACCAAUGAGGCCAUGAAAAGAGAUAGUUUGGCAUCUCACUGUUUAGGGGUUUCACAAAACAUCAGAAGCACAACACAGAUAUUAGCUCUUCUGAAGUCCAAAUCAACUAGUAUUUGUAAGGAACUAAAUUCUGAGAUUAAAGAACAUUUCCCUCAGAUACAGCCACAAGGAACUAUAAACAUUCCUAAUAAACCAAAGUGCUUAGUGGAACGGGAAGAGUGCGCUGAGGUGAAGGGCACAGAAAGGUUACACCACCAGCAUCAAUCAGAAAAUACCAUGAGAAGUAAAAGCCGGUGGGCCAUGUAUGUAUCCUCACAGAGUUCAGCUGCACAUUCUUCUGCUGAAGAUGGAAAUGGUAGAGAAAGGAAACCCAAGUCCCAGGGAGAGAAUAUAAAUUUAAAUUUGAGAGAGCUUUUGGUACAAAAAAGGAUACAGUUCUUUGAAACAUGUGCUGAAAAGGGGAAAAAAUAUAAUGAAGACAAGCCAGUAGAUAAUAAUGAUCAGUCCUGGGAUCAGGAAGUAACAUUGGAAACGCCUUCAUUCUGUGAAAGCAACAGCUUACCAGUUUCCUGUAGCAAUGUAGAAAGUGACGACUUAUCAGGAUCAGACAUUCAGGAAAAUGAUAAAAUACCUGUUCAUCAGAAUGACCAGAUGUGUGUAGAAGGGUCAAUUCUCAUUAGAGAAAAUGCUGAGGAGGUAAAUAUAUGUGGAACACCAGAAGAGGGGUGUAAACAACCAGUGUCGUAUCUGCCAGAAUGUGAACAUCUGCAAGUGGCAUCUUCUCUAAAUAGCACUUCUAGGAUCUCUGAUAAUACGACUGACAUGUUUUCUAAAAGUCAUACUGACAAUGAAAGUCUUACUAUUCAUGAACCUGUCAGUAAUGUAACACAACCACUUGUGGAGGUGACUUUUGACCUGAACAAUUUUGAAACCAGUGACACUGAGGAGGAAUCACAGGAAAGCAAUAAAAUUUCCCAGGAUUCAGAGGGUUGGGUAAGGGAAACUUGGGUUAAUGAUGGCAAUUCAGGUGUUCGGAAGAGAUGUGAGGAUACGAGCCAUGAAGAAGCUGACAGUGAACGUGUGCCUCUCUCAGCGUCUAGUGGGAGUACACCUACAGAGGCGUUUCCUGUUGAAGAGGCUCUGCCGUCACACUUUUGUGGUAAAAUUUGUGUAGGUUUUGACACAAGACCUUGGGAAACUGGAAACACUGGAAGAGAAAUAGAGGAGUGUAGUGACACAUUAAGCAAUUUUGACUCAUCUUUAGAGUGGACUGAUGAUGUAUACAUAAAUAAUAAUGAGGAUGUGAGUAAAUCUACCCCCAAGGUCAGAAUUAACUAUGAUUUUGUUUCACUUCCAAAUAAACCUAAAGGUAUAAAUACAAGUUUACAUAUUCCUCAUUUUUUAAACAAAGCCACUAAUCAAACUCCUGAAAAUAACCUAUUUUCAGAACAGGCUCAGCCGCAGCCCUUUAUUAUGGUAGGCGACUUACACAAAAAUGAUGAACAGGUUUUACCCUCCACCUCUAGCAGUGACAUCAGUAUCCAACUCUUGGGUGCCAGUCAGAAUCACUCUGAAGAACGUAUUGCACUUGAUAAAUCAAAUUCUCUAGUUUCUGAUUCUUUGUUUUACCCUCUGGGAAAAAAGCAUUCUAUUUCCAAAGACACAGAAGCACAUAUUCCUGAAUCUGAAGAUUUGGGGAGGAUUAGAAGUUUAUCUGGUGACCAUAUUGAAGUAGACACUGCUGGAGAAAGCAAACAAUACUGGAAUAGUCCUAGAAAUUCUUCAGAACUUUCUGGAUUAGUAAAUAACAUUUCGCUUUUAAAAUCCUUGUCUGAACACACUACAGCUUUAGAAGGCUUGGAAAUAUUGAAAAAGAAAAAUACUACCUUUAAGCAACAGGAAACUCUGCAGACGUAUGCGCCGGAUAGCAGUCCCGAAGCUAGGAAACUGUUGCCUACAGUUGUUUCACAAGCUAUACCAAACUCUCCUCAUCUGAACCAGGCUUCUCAACAGAUUAUGAAAGAAAAUGAAGUUGAACAAAGUGAACCACUACAGUCUUUGCAGUUCUUUUCCUUGGGAAGUGAAGAAGAGACUGCUUUUCUGGCUGUUAUUCCUAAACAAACAGAGAGAAAAACCUGCGACCCUAAGCCUGUUGAGUUUCAAGGGCACCAAGUAAAGGGAUCAGCUACUAGUGCUGUGCUGGUCAGAGGACACAGCUCCCAGCUAGAACACAGUCAGUUUCCAGAGAGUGCUGGGUAUGGCAGCUGCAUGACGGACACUUGUUUUUUGACAUCAAAGUUGCCUAGCACUUGUAUGCAGAUUGACUUCUUGCAGUUCCCAGAUGAAGAAAACUUUCCAAAAGGAAGUACUAGCUUUAACAUUGAAGACAAUUUUCAAGUGAUGGCUGAGUCUAAUAAGGGUUCAAUUGAAAAUGAUUCAAUUUUAGAUUUCUCUUCUAAAGAUUCAGAAUGUUCAUAUCAUCAUUUGGAUUAUAAUUUUAAAUCAGCAGAAAGGACUUCAUGGAAAGCAAAUAAGGUGACAUCACCAGAACAAAAGAUCUCAACAUCAAGUCCUGUUUCUACUUUUUCUUUGAACUCAAGAGAUGAAGACGUCAUGCCAAAAUUCUCUGAGGAGUCCCUGAAAGCAAGAACUUCACCUGUAAUGAGAAAAUCCAGUUCUCUGGAGAAUGAGAACCUUCAAAGGCUGCCUUUAGAAAUAAAUAGCUCUGAGCUAUGCUUCCCAAGUGGGCAGAAAAUAAAAUCUGCUUAUCUUCCCCAACGGCAGAUUCACAUACCAGCUGUUUUUCAGUCAUCUGCUCAUUACAAACAGAUUUUUUCAUCUUGUCUCAUAGAACAUCUAAAUAUAUUGCUGUUUGGAUUAGCACAAAGGUUGCACAAAGCUCUUUCAAAAGUUGACAUAUCAUUUUACACAUCAUCAAAAAGAGAGAAACUGAAAAAUGUGGAAAAUAAUGUGCCAUCCUGCCACCAUCAUCAACCUGCAAAACUUGUCAUGGUUAAAAAGGAAGGUCCAAAUAAGGGUCGCCUCUUUUAUACCUGUGAUGGAGCCAAAGCUGACCGAUGUAAAUUUUUCAAGUGGCUUGAAGAAGUGACCCCAGGAUAUUUAACACAGGAAGAAUCUCUACCUAGCGUGGUUUUAACUGAUAUAAAGAGUAUUGGCUUGUACUUAAGAAGUCAAAAGAUACCCCUCUAUGAGGAAUGCCAGCUUUUGGUGAGAAAGGGAUUUGAUUUUCAAAGAAAACGGUAUGGCAAACUAAAGAAGUUUUCUACUGUAAAUCCUGAAUUUUAUAGUGAAUCUAAAAGCAAACUCUAUCUUAAGCUGAGUCGGAAGGAAAUUUCUUCAACUUAUAGCAAAGAUGAUCUCUGGGUUGUUUCAAAAACCCUAGACUUUGAACUGGAUACUUUUAUUGCAUGCAGUGCUUUCUUUGGACCGUCAUCUGCCAAUGAGGUGGAGCUACUACCUUUGAAAGGUUACUUCCCCUCUAAUUGGCCCACUAACAUGGUGGUUCAUGCACUCUUGGUUUGUAACGCUAGCACAGAGCUGACCACUUUGAAAAACAUCCAGGACUACUUUAAUCCAGCUACUCUGCCUCUAACACAGAGCCUGUUAACGCUGUCUUCAUCAACUACAGUUAGCAACAAGAGAGUCAAUAAGAGAAAAUUUAUCCCACCGGCCUUUUCGAAUAUCAACACAAAGUUUGAACUCCUCAGCCUAGGAGCAACGUUGCAGUUAGCUAGUGAGUUAAUUCAGGCACACGAGUUAAACAAGGACCAAGCUACAGCUCUAAUUCAGAUAGCUCACAUGAUGGCCUCACACGAAAGCAUGGAAGUGGAGGAACUGCGAACCCCUACCCUCCCUAUCACCAUCAUACAUGGUGUUUUUGGAGCAGGAAAGAGUUAUUUGCUGGCAGUGGUGAUUUUGUUUUUUGUACAGCUAUUUGAGAAGAGUGAAGCUCCUACAGUUGGAAAUGCAAGACCAUGGAAACUUCUGAUUUCUUCUUCCACUAAUGUAGCUGUUGACAGAGUACUUCUUGGGCUUCUCGGUCUUGGAUUUGAAAAGUUUGUCAGAGUUGGAAGUGUUAGGAAGAUUGCCAAGCCAAUUUUACCUUAUAGCUUGCAUGCUGGCUCAGAAAAUGAAAAUGAGCAAUUAAAAGAACUACAUGCAUUGAUGAAAGAAGACCUGACUCCUGUGGAAAAAGUCUAUGUGAGGAAAAGUAUUGAGCAGCAUAAACUGGGAACCAAUAAAACCCUCCUGAAGCAGGUUCGAGUAGUUGGAGCUACCUGUGCGGCCUGCCCGUUCCCGUGCAUGAAUGAGCUUAAAUUUCCUGUGGUUGUGCUGGAUGAGUGUAGUCAGAUAACUGAGCCGGCCUCUCUCCUGCCUAUUGCAAGGUUUGAGUGUGAAAAGCUCAUUCUUGUUGGAGAUCCCAAACAGCUUCCUCCUACUGUUCAGGGUUCUGAUGCAGCUCAUGAAAAUGGAUUGGAACAAACUCUUUUUGAUCGACUUUGCUUAAUGGGUCACAAGCCAGUUCUAUUGAGAACCCAGUACCGUUGUCACCCUGCGAUCAGUGCUAUUGCUAAUGAUCUGUUUUAUGAAGGAAACCUCAUAAACGGUGUUUCGGAAACAGAGAGGAGCCCUUUAUUGGAAUGGCUACCAACGCUGUGUUUCUAUAAUGUCAAAGGACUGGAACAGAUUGAAAGAGAUAACAGCUUUCAUAAUGUGGCAGAAGCUGCUUUUACACUCAAGCUGAUUCAAUCACUGAUUGCAAGUGGAAUCUCGGGCUCUCUGAUUGGGGUGAUAACAUUAUACAAAUCCCAGAUGUACAAGCUGUGUCACUUACUGAGUGCCGUGGACUUCGACCAUCCUCAUCUUAAAGCUGUGCAGGUGUCCACCGUAGAUGCUUUCCAGGGAGCUGAGAAGGAGAUCAUUAUUCUGUCCUGUGUAAGGACGAGACAAGUAGGAUUCAUUGACUCAGAAAAGAGAAUGAACGUUGCAUUGACCAGAGGAAGGAGGCAUUUGUUGAUUGUGGGAAAUUUAGCCUGUUUGAGGAAAAAUCGACUAUGGGGGCGUGUGAUCCAACACUGUGAAGGAAGGGAAGGCGGAUUACAACAUGCAAGCCAGUGUGAACCACAGCUGAACCAUCUCCUUAAAGAUUAUUUUGAAAAACAAGCAGACGAAAAACAGAAGAAGAAGAGUGAAAAAGAUAAAUCCAAAGAUAAAUCUCAUUCACAAAAGGACGUGGGUAUGUGUGUGAGGUUUUCUCAAGGUUCUUUCACAAACAUUACAUUGAUCCCCAGUGAGGAGAACACGUGUUUUCCCUAUUUUAUAAAUGAGGAAGCCAAGAUCAGAGAAAUUGAAGUGACCCACCUAAACUACUAUAACUAGUACAAGGCAGAGCUGGAACCCAGACAAAUCCAGCUGAGGCUCUUCUGCUGUACUGCACAGCCUGCAUGGUAAUAACACAUACGGUUCAAUAUUCAAGAGAACAAAAGGGAAUGAUGUGAACGUCUUCCUUCGUCUUGUGUCCCCAGCCACCCGCUGUCCUUCCCCAGAGCCAAUCGAUAUGUAAGCUUCUUGUAUUUCCUUCCAGAAAUAGUUUACUUACAUACAAGUCAACACAGAUAAAUGGUCUCCCCCUUUUCAUGGUAGCCUACUAUACACACUUUCUUGUACAUCACCUUUUUCACUGAACAACGUAUCUUAGAGCUCAUUCCUUGUUGUCGAUACUUCUAAAAUGUCACCUGGGACUAGUCAUCACCCUAAAUUACUCCAACAUGCCGCUGAUCACAGCCUCUCCCUCACUUCCCUACACACACUUUCUGGCUUCAUCAUGAUCUCUCAUCUCCCAGCUCUUUACUAUUCUGCCAAUCUGUCAGCCUCCUUUUAUCUUUCUUGUCUGCCUGGAUGCCACUCUCAACGGCCUUGGUGCAC
Equus caballus (horse) is the source of this 6944-nucleotide messenger RNA. The record is from RefSeq and is a predicted model, not a curated record. Lineage: Eukaryota; Metazoa; Chordata; Mammalia; Perissodactyla; Equidae.